This is a messenger RNA of Tuber aestivum (summer truffle), 1768 nucleotides long. NCBI's taxonomy places the organism in Eukaryota, Fungi, Ascomycota, Pezizomycetes, Pezizales, Tuberaceae. The record is from the annotation of a GenBank genome assembly.
CAUUCUCCCUUAAUUCGUUUGGUUCCCCCAAAGGUUUUUUAGAUGUUACUCGAGUGCACUCUCAGGGACCGUAGUCUAUCAUACUAGUAUCACUACUGGAACCCAUCGUUACCACCAGUGACCCUCGGAUGGUUGCAUCCCGGAACGACAGGGUUAGGGUUUACCGUACUCGAGUACAUCCUUCUAUCAUAGCCCCUACGAGUAGUGCGCAACCCCUCGGCCGCCAAGUGCAUCAUUGCUGGCAUGAUAUCUCAGUAUCUCAGAUGGCGAAAACCACCAAUCCUGACUUGUGCGGUGCAGGCACAGUAUGAUACCGUACCAUACCAGCACGAUACGAAACAUAAGAGGAUCCGAAAACCCCGCAAACCGGUCGCCGUCAGGCCCGAUAUCCGGGAAUCCAGGAGCUAAUAGCACGGGCAUACACUCGAGACCCUUCCCAAGACAUCCCCAUCUCUAGGCUGCGAUAACCCUGCUACCGCCACCAUCCAUCGCACCAUCAGGGGUGAGGCUAGCUCAAAAACAUGCUCAACGCCCAUAUCCUGUACGGUGCGAGUAGAUUGGUGUCCGAAAGAGCCUUCUUGCUUUAACGAGUAGCGGGACUAAUCCCGUAGGAUUCCUUUGUGCUUACCGGUAGAAUAAUCCGCUAUCAUUGGGUGGGAGUACCUGUAAUAUAAACCCCUCCUUCCUGCCGCCCCUCACCUCACCUGAGCUUACCUUCAUUCUUCCCCCCGAUACAACAAGACCUCAUCGCUACCUCAUCCCAUCCCAUCCCAUCCCAUCUCGCACCUCGACACGGUACGACGCAACCAGAUAGAGAAAAUCGAAAAAGAAAAUAAACAAAGAAAAAAUCAAAAUGCCGGAAUGCCAGUUUUCCGUCACAAUGACUUGCGGCGGAUGUUCCGGUGCUGUGGAUCGGUCGUUGAAAAAACUUGAGGGUACCCUACCUUAACUACUUUCCCGUUCCCCUGCCUCCCCUUCUCUCUCCGGGUGGUGAUGGUGGCGGCGGUGAUGCUAACGGCGAAUUAACAAUAGGCGUGGAAGACCUGAAGAUCGACCUCGGUGCCCAAACCGUCAAGGUUACCACCAACGAUUCUCUAAAAUACGAGGAUGUUCUGGAGCAAAUCAAGAAGACUGGCAAAAAGGUCACUGAAGGGUUUGUAGAGGUUGGUGGGGUUUUGCAGAAGAAGGAGGUUUAGAUCAGGAGCGUGACGGUAGUUCCGUGCGGUGGGAUUCUUUUUGCUAGUUUGAUGGCCGUGAAUGGCUAUCGAUUGUUUGGUGCUCUGUAUCGUUCCUGUUUUCCUUUACGAUUGCCGGAUUCGAAGGGCCACGAUACUGUGGUUUUCUCUAGUUGAAGCACGGAAACAUUCCAUCUACAGUAUCAAUCUUUGCUAUUAUCCUUACAGCCAUGCUUGAAGUAAACUACCCCUAACGUUAUUUAUUUUAUGGCUCGUUGCGCCGCCAACAGUCGGCCUUCUUUGAAAUCCACUCUCACUGUCCCACCUUAAAUGAUUACUCUUCCCUAGCGUGCGGCUUAUGUGCCUUGGGGACCUCGGGAUGAGGUCUUAAGUCCUGCAUUGCAUGUAUAAAUAUCGUCCGGGACUUUAUCGCUGUACCGUACUCGAGUACCUGUACCUACCCGUGGGGAGCUGACUCAGGGCGUGGCUGAGAAGGUAGGGACUAUCCAUAGCCAGGGAUAAGCGGUUGGUAUGGUUUACCGGUGGUUGUUAGGACACAGAGGGGCGAGGGCGUUGUGGAAGGUUUGGAGACA